CAUCACUGGUGGACAUUACAAAUGCUUAUGGCAGAAGAGGGAGUAAAUGAAUGCAUUGCAAAUUAUUUUGUCUCAAUAAUGAAUAAGGAUUUAACCCCAGAGCAAUGUGGGCUGAAGACCAACAAACAAGAGGAGAUAGAAUUAGUGCCCACAAAUUUGAAGGAAAUGAUUCUUCAUGAUGCAUUAAUUCAGCUUUUAGACGAUGAUGAAAGUGAGAUUGGAGAUCUGAAAGCAAAAAUACUGAAUGCUUCUGGAGAUACUUGCGUCGCUGUCCAGUCUGACACAAUAAGUGCUUGUGAAUUUCACCCCAAAGAUGAUAAUAUUCCCUCUUAUAUUGAACACUUUGAGAAGGAUGCACAAGAUGACAUAAUCGUGCUUGGCAGCCUUUCACAAAAACAGGAUUUAAAAUGUCAAGAAGAAUUUUCCCAGAGUGAAAGAAAUAUAUUGCAUGCAAGAUCUAAUCUCAGCUUUAAAAAAACAGAAAGCCAGUUGUUGAAUGCAGCAAAUGCCCACAAAGAAGAAAUUCUAGCCAAGCUUGGCAACCUCACUGAAAUGAAUAAUGACUCAAAUGGAGCUGCGGGACUUUGCUGGAAGAUUGGAUGGCCGGCUAAACCUCAGCCAUUUCAGAUACUAUUUAAAUGUCUGCGUGGUGUGAAAGAUAAGAUACCCAAGGGCCACUAUGUUCUGAAAACGUCUUUGCUUAGUCGUCUUGGAGGUCAUGCUCUUCAUUGGUCCAAAGUACAGAAUCAACAAUGGUCUGAAACAACUCUGCCAGUAUAUCAUAAUGGGAGAUUCUAUGAUGUGGAAAUCACCGUAAAUCAGAGCGUGCAUACACUGCUACCCACUGAAAAGAAAAUCAAGUCUGGAAUGACUCUACUGGUAGAACUUUUUCUACUUCAUGGAAAAGAGAUUUACAUUGAUAGAGCAGUUGGAUGGGGUGUCUUUCCACUGUGUGACAACAACUUUAACCUGAUAGAAGGAAAAUUUAAAUGUCCAAUUUUAAGAGGACACAAUGAUUCAAGGAUUGAUCGUUUCAAUAAAAUUGAAGAGCUUAUUAUGACUGAUAUUGAUCACUGGCUAUGCAACUUGUAUUUCCAGUUUGAGGAAAGAUCUUUUCUAUUCCUGCAUGACUGUGCCCUAAUGCACAAAGCAAGGUCCAUAAAGACAUGGUUGAAUAAGUUUGGUUUGGAAGAACUGGACAGGCCAGCACAGAGCCCUGACCUCAACUCCAUCAAACACCUUUCAUAUGAACUGAAACUGAGUUUGAGAGCCAAGUCUUUUUUGUCCAACAUCUGUGCUUGA
Pelobates fuscus (common spadefoot toad) is the source of this 1302-nucleotide messenger RNA. RefSeq lists its product as uncharacterized. The record is from RefSeq and is a predicted model, not a curated record. The transcript is spliced from 9 exons. NCBI's taxonomy places the organism in Eukaryota, Metazoa, Chordata, Amphibia, Anura, Pelobatidae. Bases 22 to 1302 code for a protein of 426 amino acids. Gene Ontology annotation, molecular function: nucleic acid binding.